Messenger RNA from Pleurotus ostreatus (oyster mushroom), 891 nucleotides. RefSeq lists its product as uncharacterized. NCBI's taxonomy places the organism in Eukaryota, Fungi, Basidiomycota, Agaricomycetes, Agaricales, Pleurotaceae. Gene Ontology annotation, molecular function: oxidoreductase activity. The transcript has 5 exons. The record is from RefSeq and is a predicted model, not a curated record. The coding region runs from base 1 to 891 and encodes 296 amino acids.
AUGUCACUCUCUGCAAAAGCAAUUUACGACCUCACAGGUCUCGUAGCAGUAGUGACAGGCGGAGGCACAGGGAUAGGCCUCAUGAUAUCUUAUGGACUUGCUGCGAACGGCGCUAAAGUGUACAUCACUGGGCGUCGUCUGGAAGUCUUACAGAAGGCUGCUGAUGUAUGGGAUCGAGGAACUGGCGCCAUUAUACCGCUGCAGAUGGAUGCUACCAAUAAGACGAGCAUUCGCGCUGCUCGGGAUCAUAUAGAACAGAAAGAAGGCCGAUUGCAUAUUUUGGUCAACAAUGCUGGUCAGGUUGGACCUACAUCUCCAUUUCUCAACGAUCUCUCUGCGCCCGAGCACCAGAGUGCUGAAACACUGGGAAGGGCCCUCUUCGACAACGAGUCCUUUGAAGGAUGGGCAGAUCUGUAUACCAUUAACACCUUUUCCAUAUUUUUCGUUAGCACGGCAUUUGUUGGGUUACUGGCGAAGGGAACGAAGGAGAAGGAAGCGAGUGGGUACACCUCCUCCAUCAUUAAUACAACGAGUAUAAGUGGCGUUAUCAAGGUGGCUCAGAACCAUUUCUGUUACAAUAGCGCCAAGGGCGCCGCCUCGCAUCUCACGAAGCUCUUGUCGACGGAGUUCGCACUAAAGGGCAUUCCAGUCCGUGUGAAUGCCAUUGCCCCAGGGGUGUAUGCUUCGGAGAUGACAUUUGAUACUAUAACUCCAGAGCAAGUCGAUAAGAUUGGGAUGGGAGUUCAUCCUGUACCCGCAAAGAGGGCUGGAACCGCGCAGGAGAUGGCCGGAACAGCGGUAUACCUUGCGUCGCUCGCUGGCUGCUAUACGAAUGGCCAAGAGAUAGUUAUCGAUGGCGGAUACGUAGCGGUGAACCCAUCCAUCGGAUAA